Prunus avium (sweet cherry) is the source of this 901-nucleotide messenger RNA. Lineage: Eukaryota; Viridiplantae; Streptophyta; Magnoliopsida; Rosales; Rosaceae. The record is from RefSeq and is a predicted model, not a curated record.
UUACAAUCUUCAGAUAUUCCUGCAAACAAACAUGCAGAUCCAGCUCUUGUGGACUUGCUCAAAGGUUCUUUCACAGGAUCCAAUUUCUCAAUGGCCUUCCCAUAUGUUGCUGUACCAGAGGAGGAUGCCAUGGAAAAUUCUUUGGUGUCAGGGAUUUCGGAGACUUGUGGGCAGGAUUUUGGAUUCAGUAACGUUGCUUUCUUGGAGUCGUGCUCUAUUGAGGGUGAAAAUUUUCAAAAGCUUGCAAACCUGCAAUCGUUCCAUGAUUAUCUUGGUUCAAGGACGGAGAAGAGAUCCAAUGGAGAAGUAGAUUUGGUUGUGUUCUGCCAUAAAGGAUCUGGUUCUUCCAAAGAACUUGACCAAACACUUUCGGAGGGUAAAAUUUUUUCCGAGCUUAUUAGUUCCAUGGAUCAGUCUGGGGCAAAAUAUGGAGUUCUAUAUGUUUCAGAUCCCAGUAAGUCAAUCCAAUAUCCUUCUUAUCGAGAAUUGCAAAGGUUUCUUGCUGAAAGUGCUUCAGGAAAUGCAUCAGCCAAUUCAACAGCCUGUGAUGAAGUUUGUCAGAUCAAAUCAUCUCUUCUAGAGGGACUUCUAGUUGUAAGUAUCCUUCUUCCACAUUUUUCAUGUUUUCUAUUCUGUGGUUAAGUGUUUGUAGCUUCUACAAUUUUUUAGAGUUUGUAGCUUAUACAAUUUUUUAGAGUUUGUAGCUUCUGCAUUUUACAUACAUUCUAGUUUCUUUAUUUCGUCAACAUUUCUUUUGAACAUUUGCUUUAGUACAAUGUUGUAACAACUUUACUUAGUUAUACACAGAGGAUGACUUAUUCAGAUCUUUUUUUGUUAAUUACUUCUCGAACAUAUGUUAUUGCACCUUUUUUCUUCUCUUGCACAAAUUUUUACUUUGCUC